CUCCCUCUCUCUCUGUCUCUCUUCUUCCUCUUUUUAUGUAGCCUUGGCUGUCCUAAAACUCGCUCUGUAGACCAGGCUGGCCUUGAAUUCAGAGAUUCACCUGCCUCUGCCUCCCCAAUGCUAGGAUUGAUGGCGUGUGUCACUGCUGCCUGGACCGUUUUCUUUACCUUCACUUUUUGUUUUAGAAUUAUUUUCUUUGGGUGAUGAUGAAUGCUCGGAGCAAAAUACUAAACAUUCAGCACUCAAGAAGAGUCUCAGGCCCUCCUAGCCCAGGACCACUGUGAUGGUGGCCUCAGGAGGGGAGGGGAUGCUGGGCUCAGUGGUUCAGGACUGAGGAUGCUAGGCACAGUUGGAUUUUACUCCAGAGCUGGUCCAGAUUGUGUUGUAAAGGGAUUUAGAGUAGGUUGGAGAGGUGGCUCCGGGGUUAAGAACACUGGCUGCUCUUCCGGUUCUGGUGGGUCCGGUGCCUUCUGACCUGACUGCAUUGCAUGAACGUGGCGCGCAGAUACACAUGCAGGCAAAACCCACUCAUGGGGCUGGAGAGAUGGCUCAGUGGAUAAGAGCACUGGCUGCUCUUCCAGAGGACCUUGGUUCAAUUCCCAGCAUCCACAUGGCAGCUCACAACUGUAACUCCCGUUCCAGGGGACCCAACACUCAUGGUAAAACACCAAUGUACAUAAAAUAAAAAUUUUAAAAACCACACCCCUUUCACAUGAAAAAAAAAUCAUGUCUGGGUGUGAGUAGGGAGGAAGAGUGACUGGGUUGAAAUCUUGGGAGCCUGAGUGAGGUGGUCCAGGGUCAGGAUGGGGCCCAGGUGAGUGCUCUGGGAACAGAGCUUACAAGUGAUCAACCACAGGCAGUGGGAACAACGUGUGUGAGGAUGGAGUUGUCCUUCAGAUACUCAAGGAUUCUUGAGGAAUCUCUCUGGGGGGAGGUGGUAGGGGGAGCAGGACCCUGGUGCUGGGGCCAUCCUGAGGAAGGAAGAAGGAACUGGAUUACAUGGGGGAGCGUCCUUCCGAGCCUUUGGGGUUGACGCAGUCAUCUCUGCAUGGGGUCAGGAACCAGGAUAUCCUGGCUUCUAGUCACCCAGGUGGCUCCCCGUGGAAUUCCUUAGAUGUCACUGCCUGGGAGGUCCUUUUGUAGGGAAGAGCCGCGCCUGAGAGCAGCCGGCACCGUCCAAAGCGAGGUGGGGGAGGGGGCUCUGAGGCUGUGGUGAGAGUCUGAGGGUGCUAGCUGACCCAGGCGUCCCGCCUCCACCUGUAAUUACCACGCUUCCCCACGCGGGGUUUGCCCCCGUUCUGUGGCUUCCAGUAACUAUCGGGGAUGAAAGGUGGCCUUCCCUGUGAUUAUGGAGACGACAGGCGGGUACUGAUGGGUGCAGGGUGUGGAUGGAGGGGGUGUGGAAACUGGGUGGGGCCUCCUGGGGUCUGGGUCACUGAUAGGGAGACCUGGCUGAUGGGACCUGGGCUGGGGGACUGAAGAGAGGUCACCAGCAGGUUCUUUGUAAACGAGUCUGACCAGUUAAACUCUGAUGGGGAUUCCUCACGUCACUGGGCUGGCCCCUCCCCACAGACUGGUCACCUCCUUUACCUCCACUAUAAAGCCUCUUGGGUUCUCAAGCACUUAGACUCAGAGCACCCCACCCUGGGGGCCAGCAGACAGCCAUGAUGCUCAACUGGAAGCUGCUGGGGCUCCUGGUCCUUUGCCUGUGUGCUGGAGGCAUCUCAGGCAAUGGGGACCCCUCUCCCAGACCCACAGAAGCCCAAGAAGAGGAGGACUCCUCGGCAUUGCCCCUGGGCCCCCCAAUCCCUGGGGACCCCUGGCCAGGGGUCCCUCCUCUGUUUGAUGAACCUCCACCCCCAGGCUCCAACCGUCCCUGGAGAGACCUACCUGAUGCGGGCGUCUGGCCCCCAGAGCCCCCCAGCACCAAUCCCCCUCACCCUCCUCUGCCUGAUGACCCCUGGCCAGCAGGAACCCAGCCCCCAGAAAACCCAUGGCCACCUGCCCCUGAGAUGGACCAUGGAUCUCAGGAGGAGCCAGACCUUGACCCACCCCAAGAAGAGUACAGAUAGGAGGAGCCCUAGGGAACUUGGGCGAGCGUCCUCAGAACACACCCAAGCUCACCUCUUUCCUCUGCUGCCCCCUGAGGAUCUCAGUUUUUCCUAAUUGCUUAGCUCACUUCCUAAGGCUCUGGUUGGAUUAUGUUCAGGUGUCUAUGUUCUGCACCCCCCCAACCCCCUUCACCUUGAGGUCCAUGUUCAGCCCCUACCCCCCCCCUCACCUUGAGGUCCAUGUUCAGUCCCUACCCCACCCCUUCACCUUGAGGUCCAUGUUCAGCCCCUACCCCCCCCUUCACCUUGAGGUCCAUGUUCAGCCCCUACCUUCCCUUUCACCUUGAGGUCCAUGUUCAGGUCCUACCCCACCCCUUCACCUUGAGGUCCAUGUUCGGCCCCUCCCCCUCCCCCCCUUCACCUUGAGGUCC
Peromyscus maniculatus bairdii (prairie deer mouse) is the source of this 2482-nucleotide messenger RNA. RefSeq names its product psoriasis susceptibility 1 candidate 2 (gene Psors1c2). The record is from RefSeq and is a predicted model, not a curated record. Lineage: Eukaryota; Metazoa; Chordata; Mammalia; Rodentia; Cricetidae.